This is a messenger RNA of Danaus chrysippus (African queen), 264 nucleotides long. Lineage: Eukaryota; Metazoa; Arthropoda; Insecta; Lepidoptera; Nymphalidae. The record is from the annotation of a GenBank genome assembly.
AUGCUGACAGGUAGGAUGAAGACAAAGAAGAUCACAGUACUAAUAUUACCAAUAGAGUACAAAGGUCAGUUCUAUUCGAUAUCAAUUUACCCGGCCGCAGCUAUUAACCAUCGCGUCGCGCCGUACCGUCAGCGCGCCCUACACUUUUGUGUGAGUAGACGACGAACAUUAUCGUGCGAUCUAGGAGCGGAGAUGCUCCUCAUAAUGCGUCCAGAUAAACCGGCAUUGUGUCGUGUGUUCUAUAAUAAGAAGAAUAUUCCAUGA